Molecule: messenger RNA, 777 nt
Organism: Saccoglossus kowalevskii
Lineage: Eukaryota; Metazoa; Hemichordata; Enteropneusta; Harrimaniidae
Biological process (GO): DNA integration; DNA recombination
Molecular function (GO): DNA binding
Source: RefSeq, a predicted model, not a curated record
AUGGAGGGUCUAGUCUACAAGUCAAUCAAAGUCUACCUUGCCGCUAUUGUCAGCCUCAACGCCGAAACUGGACACACUGAGGACAUUGCAUCUAACAACAUGCUGCGCCAUGUACUACAAGGUAUCAAACGCGAUCACGGUGACCCCAUUCGCCCAAGAUUGCCAAUCACAAUGACACUAAUGCGUAAAAUCAAGAAUGCUCUCAGGUCGCACCCUGCGAUUCAUGUCAAUGACAAACUAAUGCUGUGGUCUGCUUUCACCUUAGCUUUUUUCGGGUUUUUACGAGUUAGUGAGUUCACCGCCACAUCAGCUUCAAUAUUUGACAUCGAUGGUACCCUUCUCGGCUCAGACGUACAGCUCACAGACGAUCUUAUCGUCACCAUUAAAGCUUCUAAAACAGACCCGUUUCGCCGUGGCCAAGUCGUCACCAUUGCACCUACGCAGUCAUCUAUUUGUGCGGUUCGCGCAUUCCGCAACUACAACCCGGCAGCCCUCAACGCACCAGCGUUCUGCUUCACGAACGGCAAAUUCCUUACGCGUCAAGCUGUAACAUAUCACCUUCGCGACCUACUCCUUCGUGCAGAAGUUCCAAAUGUGUCUAAUUAUGCCAGUCACAGCUUUCGCAGUGGUGCAGCAACAACAGCUGCCGAGGCCAACCUCCCCGACUGGCUGAUAAAAGUCCUAGGACGAUGGCGUAGUGACGCAUAUCAGCUGUACAUUACCACACCAACUGACAUUAUUCGUAAAGUACCAGCAACGCUUGCUCAACAUCGCUGA